Molecule: messenger RNA, 1162 nt
Organism: Miniopterus natalensis
Lineage: Eukaryota; Metazoa; Chordata; Mammalia; Chiroptera; Miniopteridae
Source: RefSeq, a predicted model, not a curated record
GCUCUGUUUUCCCCAGUGCUGGAGAAGGAUCUGGACAGCAAGCUCUUUGGACAGCAUCUUGCAAAGCGAGUCAUCUUAAACGCCUUGUCUGGCUUCAUAAGCAACCCGAAGCCCAAGAAACCGCUCACCCUCUCCCUACACGGGUGGACCGGCACCGGCAAAAAUUUUGCCAGCAAGAUCAUCGCGGAGAAUAUCUACGAGGGUGGUCUGAACAGCCACUAUGUGCACCUGUUUGUGGCCACGCUGCACUUUCCACACGCCUCCAACAUCACGCUGUAUAAGGAUCAGCUACAGCUGUGGGUCCGCGGCAACGUGAGUGCCUGCGCCAGGUCCAUCUUCAUAUUUGAUGAGAUGGACAAGAUGCACGCGGGCCUCAUAGACGCCAUCAAGCCCUUCCUGGACUAUUACGACCACGUGGAUGGCGUCUCCUAUCAGAAAGCCAUCUUCAUAUUCCUCAGCAAUGCCGGGGCCGAGAGGAUCACCGAGGUGGCUUUAGAUUUCUGGAGAAGCGGGAGGCAGAGGGAGGACAUCAAGCUCAGAGACAUAGAGCACGCCUUGUCAGCGUCGGCCUUCAACAACAAGAACAGCGGCUUCUGGCACAGCAGCCUGAUCGACCGAAACCUCAUCGACUACUUUGUCCCGUUCCUCCCGCUGGAGUACAAACACCUGAAAAUGUGCAUCCGCGUGGAGAUGCGGGCCCGCGGCUACGACGUGGACGAGGGCCUCGUCACCAGGGUGGCCGACGAGAUGACCUUCUUCCCCCGAGAGGAGAGGGUCUUCUCGGACAAGGGCUGCAAAACCGUGUUCACCAAGUUGGACUAUUACUAUGACGACUGACGGCCGGGAGCCUGCCGCUGGGAAGCUGUGGGACCGUCCUGCCUCCCGGGAUUCUGUCCCCAGGCCAGCAUCUCCGGGCCUCGGGCUCAUCCGGCGCAGCCUCAGGCCGUCUCCUCACUGGUGGUGGCCUCGAAGCAGCCCCGGCGCCUUCAGGAAGGAGGUGGCUUCCCUCGGCCCACUCGGAUCAGGGCUCAUGAUUUUUUAAAAAUCAUGUUUUAAAGUCAAGCAUUUCUGUUUUCAAGGAAAGAUGAAAAAAUUUUACUGAAAAUGUGAAAUUUUACUUAAAAUGGUUUUUAACAUUCCGAGAAACUUUUCAGACUCUCAA